Molecule: messenger RNA, 1320 nt
Organism: Podospora pseudopauciseta
Lineage: Eukaryota; Fungi; Ascomycota; Sordariomycetes; Sordariales; Podosporaceae
Exons: 1
Coding region: 1-1320 (439 amino acids)
Source: RefSeq, a predicted model, not a curated record
AUGCAUUCCACUGAGCCUUCGCCAACCGAGAGGGGGCGCGCCAGACUUCCGUCUCUCGCUCAGGCUAUUGGUACUUGGGAUGAGGAGGUUGAUCACCACAUCAACAGUCACCUCAAAGGUCAUGCCAACAGCCAGGUUGCCAAGGCCAACGGCAAGACUGCUGCGAGGCCAAAUGCACCCAAAAAGUCACACACCUACGACUGUUCCCGGUCACAACUUCCCGGGACUGCUGCCCCGGUGACGGCGCCCUCUUUCAGGGCGAACAGCUAUGUAGCAGCUGUCCAAAGCCUCGACCCCCGACCGCUCCAGCAGCUGCACAACGAGCGGUCCUACCUCGUCUACAACCUCCAAAAGCAGGGCCAACGUGCCACCCGGCUCUUCCAAAAGUAUGCCGCUCUCGAGGCCCUCAUGUCGGGCAACCAGACACCCGCCGAGGCCAAGAAGUCAAAAAGGGAGAUGUCCUCUCUCAAGAACAAGAUCAGCGAAAGCACCCAGCAAGAGCAGCUUAUCCUCAUCCGCCUCGGCGAGCUCCACAUUGAGCUCCAAAAUCGAGACCGCUGGAUGCAAGUCCACCAGCCUCUCCCUCCUCAGCUGCUCCCCAUCAUGCAGCAAUACCCCCCCAUUCUCGCUGCGGCUACCGCCGGCGUGCAUUACCAUCCCCAAGGGCAAUACUACGAAGAGACCCCCUUGACCGCCACCGCGGCCCCCUUCUCUCCCGGGGGAGGAGAAGAGUACUUUUACGAGAACGAGGAGAUCUACGAAGAAGACGACCCAGGCCAACCCACCGCCCUGGACCCAAUGUCCCCUUGCUUCACCCCCGCGGUGCAAUUCUCAGAAGACAUCUGGUCCCGCUCACUCCGGCCCACCUCUGACAAUCAUGGUCUUGAGGAAAUCGGCCCCAAGACUGCGAUUCCCGAACCGGGCUCUUCCUCCUCUGCGACUACAGAAGAGUCCGAUAUCCCAGGGCAGUCAACGCCCAUCAAGCAAGAGGAGCUGGAGUCCUACCCCGGAACUGAGACCGAUAAUGACGCUCCUAUUCCCCCUACUGCUAUCCGGGUCACUACCACUACCACUACCACGACGAGACAGGAAGAAGAUCCGGAGUCGUCUGGUGAGGAGGUGGUCAACGUGAAUGACUCGACCUGGGCCACGGAGGAGGACGACUCCGAGCCGGAGGAUGUCAACGCGUGGAAAAAGAAGCUGAAGAGGCUGAGCCAUCAUGCUGUUCCCUUGGCGCUGAGGGCGAGGGAUAAGAGGAUGAGCUUGCCGAGUUUGAAGGACUUGUGGCCGAGGAGCAGGAAGAAUAGUUUGGCUUCCUAG